This is a messenger RNA of Iphiclides podalirius (scarce swallowtail), 303 nucleotides long. Lineage: Eukaryota; Metazoa; Arthropoda; Insecta; Lepidoptera; Papilionidae. The record is from the annotation of a GenBank genome assembly.
AUGCGAAGUGGACUCUCGCUGGCAGCGUCGAGUGGUGAUUCAGCUGCCGACGGUUCUGGACUCGGCGGGGCUGCCUUCGGGGAUGUGAGAGAGCGGAGACCACCGCCUCCGCGGACGACCCACGGUGGAAUGCUCUUGGACCCCCGGCAGCGCGCCAGGACCUCGCGCUUGCCACUAUCAAGCCGUUCUCCAGCGCUCACGAGGGGUUGUGCCGCGCACGCGCCCUGCUCCCGUCAGCCGCGCGUCCCGCUCGCACUUGCGCGCCGCCGAAGGGAACGAACUUUGGGGACGAUAUUCGGAGGG